Molecule: messenger RNA, 1911 nt
Organism: Adineta ricciae
Lineage: Eukaryota; Metazoa; Rotifera; Eurotatoria; Adinetida; Adinetidae
Source: the annotation of a GenBank genome assembly
AUGUCAACAACAAUUUUAUCUUAUAUUCAACUUCAAAUAAUUCGUUAUGCCACACCAAUUAUUUUAAUUUUAGGCAAUCUUGGUAAUAUUUGUAUUAUCAUUUCAUUUAGUCGACGUCGUCAAAGUUCUUGUGCAAUGUAUUUAUUAUUUAAUGCAUUAUUUAAUAGCUUUUAUUUAACAUUUAAUGUUUCAUUAUCUCUCUAUGGUCUUUAUUAUGGAAAUCCAACAAGUUCAAAUCUAAUUCUUUGUAAAUGUCGGUAUUAUUUAUCUCAAACAUGGAAUCAAACAGCAACAACUUUUGCUAUACUCGCAUGUAUUGAUCGUUUUGCAUUAGUUACUCGUCAUAAAUAUCUUCAAUUAAUCAAUAAAUCAUUCAUAUGUCGAAUAAUUAUUGGAAUAACUUCUGGUGAUAUUUACAUCGAUAAUGGAUACCAGAAUGGUCAAGUUGAAAAAUAUUCAUUGACAGACAAUAUCAGUACACCUGUGAUGUUCGUUGGUCAACAAUGUUUCGGUCUCUUUCUCGAUUUUAACAAUACUCUCUAUUGUUCAAAGAAUGGUUUCCAUCAAAUUGUGACAAAAUCAUUGAAUACGAAUUCAGGCUCGAUUAAAACAGUAGCUGGAAGAGAUUGUGCUGGUUCACUACCAAACCAACUAAAUGCACCACAUGGACUUUUUGUUAAUAUCAAUUUCGAUUUAUAUGUAGCCGAUUAUGGUAAUAAUCGAAUUCAACUUUUUCGACCUGAUGAAUUGAAUGGAACAACCGUAGCAGGGAAUACAUCAAUCAAUACUACGAUCUCAUUAUAUAAUCCAACAGGAAUUACUUUCGAUGCCGAGGACAAUAUUUACAUUGUCGAUAAAGGUAAUCAGCGUAUCGUGGUAUCGGGACCGACUGGAUUUCGAUGUUUGCUCGGAUGCAACGGGUCAGGUUUAUUAUCUUAUCAAAUGAAUGCACCACAGAUCCUUAGUUUUGAUAUUUAUGGUAAUAUCUAUGUCACUGAAUGGGUCAACAAUCGCAUAAAAAAAUUUUUCAUUGUUAAUAAUUCAUGCGGUAAAUAUCUGUUGAAAUUUAUUCUGCGUGUCGCCAAGAAAUUAUUCCUUCUAGAUGAACCUACAACGCAACUCUCAACAGUAGUGACGACUGUGUCUUAUCAAAAGGCAAAUGUUUCUUCGGCAGUUUUGACCUUACCAUCCUGUCUCAAUCAGAACCAAAUAGGCUCCAAUUGCAAUCAUUCAUCUGCACCAUGUGAUAUUCUUGUGCCCUGUCAAAAUAACGGUACUUGUAUCAAUGGAAACAAAACUAUAAAUGAGUACAGUUGUGUGUGUUUGUCUGGCUUUAAUGGUACUCAAUGUGAAGUUGAUAAUCGACUAUGUAAACCAAAUACAUGUCAGAAUAGCGGCAAAUGCAAAGAAACGUCGUCGACGACAUUUGAAUGCUCAUGCCAGUCUGGUUGGACAAAUAUCUAUUGUGAAACCAAAGAAAAUUACUGCAAAAAUAUUACAUGUUUGAAUAAUGGUAUAUGUCGACCAUUGUUACUGAAUUUCACGUGCGAAUGUCUUGGAACAAGUUAUUCUGGUCGAUAUUGUGAAAAUAUAGAACAAACAACAGUGGUGCGUCAAGCUGUUUCCAGAUCAUUCAGUUACAUCGCUAUUAUUUUCAUAUCAAGUGUGGCUACAUUUAUAAUUGCCAUGGAUGUGCUGAAAUAUAUAUUUGGUAUUGAUCUAACAAAAGGUGACUAUCAAGAACUCGCACGAAAGCAAAGACGCUGGCGUCGAUAUGGCCAACGGCAUUCGAAAGAAGCCAGACUACCUAAACAAAAGCAACAAUUGAUCUACACCGACAAUUUGAGAGUACCAUCUAGCGGAACUCUUGCUAUGCCGAAUAUCUCCGUCAUUGGAGAAACCAUUUGUUAG